CCUGAACGCGUGUCUACGUUGUAUAAUUCGCGUGGUCCUUGCACACAGGAUGGAUGAUGUCGAAAAGAGCGCAGUGGCGGAGUCCGAUGCCACUGAGACUGCACUCUGCAAUGAGAGAAAGCCUUACGAUGAGACGACUCCUCUCGAAGAGACGUCCCCCAUGGUGACACAUCCCCCCAUGACGAGACGUCCCCAUGGUGACACAUCCCCCCAUGAUGAGACGUCCCCCCAUGGUGACACAUCCCCCCAUGACGAGACGUCUGCCCAUGGUGACACAUCCCCCCAUGGUGACACAUCCCCCCAUGGUGAGACGUCCCCCCAUGGUGACACAUCCCCCCAUGACGAGACGUCCCCCAUGGGGACACAUCCCCCAUGGUGACACAUCUUCCCAUGGUGACACGUCCCCCCAUGAUGAGACGUCCCCCCAUGACGAGUCGUCCCCUGUGGUGAGAUGUCACCUAUAAGGAGAUACAUCCUUUCGAAGAGACGAGGACCCGUCGUAAGGAGACGAGGCCGCCGCGGGAGCUCACCAGGAGGCUGAUGGACGACACUCUGGGCUUCGCGAGGCUCAUGCAGGACGACUACGGGACUCGCGGAGAGCGUCGCCACGCCGACGCGUCUGCAAGCGUUUCGCCGACGCCAUAUGCGCGAUCGUCGCGACGAUCAUGAUCCUGCCGACGAUGCACGCGGAGGUGCGCGCCGACGAGAACCUCUACGACAGCUUCCCCACGCUGCUGCGAAGGUGUUCGUGUACGCGCUGUGCUUUCCUGACGGUCGUGCAGGUGUGGGCGAGCCACGCGCGCAUGCUCGACCUCGUCGCCCACGCCGACGACCUCGUCGUCCUGCUGAACCUCGCGCAGAUGAUGGCCGUCACGUUCCUGCCGUUCGCGUUCACGCUGCUCGCUCGAUUCUCCGCCGACAUGUUCGCUGUUAUUCUCUACGCGGGGCUGUUCGCCGUCGUCGACCUCCUGCAGAUGGCGCUGGUGUGGCACGCGUUCCGCAGCCCUCGACUGCUCAAGCGCGACGUCCGCGAGCACGCGUUCCGCGAGCUGAUCGCCAGCGCCCUCUACUGGAGCUCGGGCACGCAGCUGCUGCUGUGCGUGCUCGCGAUCGCGCUCGCCGUCGCCACGCCGACCGCCGCACUCGUGCUGCUCGUUCGUGCGCUGACGACCAGCUUCGCCGACGCCAUAUGCGCGAUCGUCGCGACGCUCGUCAUCCUCGACAUCUCCGAGCGCGACGUGCCGACGGCGGACGAGGUCGCCGCCGCCGGUGGCCUGCUGCCCGCGCUCGCCGACGCCGCUCCCGUGUUUGUCGCGUACGCGGGCACGUUCAUCACCGUGGCGACGCUCUGGUUCCUGCAUCACUCGCUGCUGGCGGGCGUGCGGUGCGUCGACGACGCCAUGCUCAUGUUCAACACGCUCUCGCUGUUCGCGAUCGGACUGCUGCCGCUCGGGUUCAAGCUCGCCGGCGAGUUCGUGAUGCGUCCGCGCGGCGACGACGCGCCGGUGAGCCCCCGCGACGUGCGUCUCACGAACGAGAUGAUCGCGAUCCAGAUGAACUGCGCGUGCGUGUUCCUCGGCGCCACCUUCAUGGCGUGCGUGUGGAUCGCGGCGCUGUGCCGCCAGGGGGAGCAGCUGCUGGAGCCGGAGAUCGCGUUCGGCGGGCGCAGCCACGGCCACCUGGCGGCGAAGCUGGUCGUCUACCCCGUCGUGACGCUCGCCGUGUUCUUCGUGAGCUUGCAGCGCGGCGCCGUGACGAUCGCGUUGUUCUUUGGAAUGCAGCUCGCGGUUCCUCUCGUCUUUCUCGGCAUGAAGAUCUUUGCGAUGUUCCUCGAGUACAGGACGCGAGGCAUGAGCGUCGACAGAUCGGAAUUCGACGCGAGCAUGUCUAGUGCGGCGGGAAUACUGUGAUACCGGCACAAAUCCGCAAGAAGGUCACCCAGAGUAGACGAUGCAAAGCUGAUUUCAAAAGGAAUGACACAGAGAGUAGGUGAUGCAAAGCUGAAUUCAGUGGAAGUGUCAUCAAGAGAGUAGACGAUGCAAAGCUGAAUUCAUAAAGAAUGACACUGAGGGAGUAGGUGAUGCAUUAUCGAAUUCGACAGGAGGCAGGAAUGUCACCGAUAGAUAAUUGUGGAAACAACAACAAGUAUGAUUUGAUAGACUGGAAGUUUUUCAAGAUGGCAAGCUAUUGCAAGAACUGUCUGAAUACAGAGAGCAAGAUUACAUGUGACAUAGUGAAUAGAGUGAUGCUGCUGAAAUAGUAUGAACAUAUAGAGCAGAAUAGAAUUUGUGUUAUGAAGAGAUAGUGAGCAUAGACAUGAGAAGUUGAGGCAGCAAAAUUAUGUACACGCUAGUCUUUUUUUAUUUCAGUUGCAGAGCUUUGAUACAUUCCUAUUUAAAAUGUGUGAAAAUUUAAAUAUGUACAUGUACACGAAAUUGGUAUCAAAAAUUGCAUUAUUAUUUACAAUUGAUUUUGUGAUUUUUACAACGUGAUGGGUACAGUGUAACUAACGCUCUCUAUAUAUAAAUAUAUACCACAUACUUUA
This is a messenger RNA of Priapulus caudatus, 2545 nucleotides long. RefSeq names its product endosomal/lysomomal potassium channel TMEM175-like. The record is from RefSeq and is a predicted model, not a curated record. Gene Ontology annotation, molecular function: potassium ion leak channel activity; proton channel activity. Gene Ontology annotation, cellular component: endosome; lysosome. The transcript has 3 exons. The coding region runs from base 666 to 1910 and encodes 414 amino acids. NCBI's taxonomy places the organism in Eukaryota, Metazoa, Priapulida, Priapulimorpha, Priapulimorphida, Priapulidae.